This is a messenger RNA of Papilio machaon (common yellow swallowtail), 1229 nucleotides long. RefSeq names its product methionine aminopeptidase 1. The record is from RefSeq and is a predicted model, not a curated record. NCBI's taxonomy places the organism in Eukaryota, Metazoa, Arthropoda, Insecta, Lepidoptera, Papilionidae. Gene Ontology annotation, molecular function: metalloaminopeptidase activity. Gene Ontology annotation, biological process: proteolysis. The coding region runs from base 45 to 1196 and encodes 383 amino acids. The transcript is spliced from 6 exons.
AGCAAAGAUCAACUUCAAAUUAAACUUCAAUUGAAAGCAAAAAAAUGGCUUCUAUUGGUAUUGGAAUGUGCGAAACUCCCGGUUGCAAAUCAAUCGCUCAGUUACAAUGUCCGACAUGCAUAAAACUUGGCAUACAGGGGUCGUUCUUUUGCAAUCAAGACUGUUUCAAAAAAUCGUGGAAAUCUCACAAAAUUAUCCACUCAUUGGCGAAGGGUGAAAGUACUGAUGGUUCGAACGUUGAGUAUAAUCCGUGGCCGUCCUUUAAUUUUACGGGGAAAUUGAGGCCUUUUCCGGCCGGUCCAAAGAGAACCGUGCCUCCACAUAUAGGUCGUCCAGAUUACGCCGACCACCCAACAGGUUUCCCGGCCUCAGAAAACGCUGCAAAGGGUUCUGGACAGAUUAAGGUUUUGGAUGAUGAAGAAAUUGAAGGAAUGCGUGUCGCUUGCCGACUUGGCCGUGAAGUACUUGACGAAGCCGCGAGAGCCUGUGACGUUGGUGUGACAACUGAUGAAAUAGAUAGAGUAGUACAUGAAGCUUGCAUUGAACGAGAAUGUUAUCCCAGUCCAUUAAACUAUCACAACUUCCCAAACAGCUGUUGUACUUCAGUGAACGAGGUUAUAUGUCAUGGCAUACCAGAUUUACGUCCAUUGCAGGAUGGUGAUAUAUGCAACGUAGAUGUAACAGUCUACCAUAGAGGAUUUCACGGUGACUUAAAUGAGACAUUUUUUGUUGGCACAAUACUAGAGUCAAGUCGGAAACUUGUUCAGGUCACAUAUGAGUGUCUGCAGAAAGCAAUUGAUAUUGUGAAACCCGGUGAAAAGUACAGGGAGAUUGGAAAUGUUAUACAGAAGCAUGCACAAGCGAAUGGAUUGAGUGUUGUACGUUCUUAUUGCGGUCAUGGUAUACAUAGAUUGUUUCAUACUGCACCAAAUGUUCCACAUUAUGCCAAGAAUAAAGCUGUGGGUGUAAUGAAACCGGGCCACUGUUUCACCAUUGAGCCAAUGAUAAACGAAGGUGGAUGGCGAGAUGAGCAGUGGCCGGACCACUGGACUGCAGUCACAGCUGAUGGAUCGUGGUCUGCUCAGUUUGAGCAGACUCUACUAGUGACGGAGACAGGAUGUGACAUACUAACGAAGCGGGAGGGUGGCCGGCCCUGGUUUAUGGACCAGCUGGAGAAAAUCAACUCUAAUUCCUAGUCCAUGCAGUAACUAUUACCCGUCCAUUGAGGU